AUGCUCAUAGAAUUCACUGAUCUUACCAUCCUCCUCACCACCUAGAAGCAGCUGGAUAGAAAGGUUAGGAAGAUGGAUAGAAUGGCCUUUUGAAGCACCAGCCAGAUGGCAAUAGCUUGCAGAGCUGGGGCAAGUAUCUUCAAAAGGCUGUAUACACUUUGAAUCAGCAUCCACUCUAUGGUGCGAUGUCUCCCAUGCCAAGAUUCAUGGGUCCAGGAAUCAAAGGGUAGAAGUGGGAAUGGUACCACUCAACAUUACCCCUAAAAUUCUUGCUUCCUGUUUCCAUGACCUUAUGCUCUGCCGGCCUAGAAAUCUUAGUCCCAGAGUGGGGAAAGCUUGUAUGUACUAGGAAGCACAACAAUGGCUCCACUGAACUGGAAGCUAAGACUUCCCCCUGGUCAUUUUGGACUCCUCAUGCCUCUGAAUAAACAAGUAAAAAAGGAAGUUAUGCUGUUGGCAGGGGUGACUGUCCCAGACUAUCAAGGGGAAAUUGAACUAUUAUUCUACAAUGGAGUAAAGAAAGAACAUACUUGGAGUGCAGGAGAUCCCCUAGGGAGCAUCCUAGUAUUACCAUGCCCCAUUAAUAAUGGGUCAAUCAGAAACUACAGCAACCCAUUCUAGGCAGAAUGACAAAUGUCCCAGAACCUCCAGGAAUGAAGGUAUGAGUCACCCCACCAGAGAAAGAACCUAUAACCUGCUGAGGUGCCUGCUGAGGGCCAAGGGAAUACAGAAUGGGGAGCAGAAGAGAGUAACUAUAAAUACCAUCUACAACCCCAUGGUCAGUUACAGAAACAAGGAUUGUAAUUAUAACAGUUCUCUCCUGAUAGGCUUCCGAUAUAAUACUGACAGACUUAAUAUUGGUUCUUAAGUAUUGCUAAACCUAUAUUAUAAUGUUCAAAUUAUAAAAUGCUAGGAGUUAUUAGCACCAUCCAAAGAAAACUUGCCUUCUAUUCUGGGGACGGAAUUAGUGCAUUUCCAUUGUACACAGGAUAACUGUACCAUCUUAGGCAUAGUUAUGAACUUCUCUUUGUAUCUGGAGACUAAGUAUGAUUUAAGGAAAUGUGUCUAGUUGUCAAGGUGACAAGGGGUGGAUUGUGACAGUUAACUGCUAUGUCAACUUGAGUAAGAAAUGCCUGACUGACUGGAUUAGCAUAGUUCUGGUGUGGCUGAAUGGAUUUAUUGAAGAGGGAAGACCCACUCCUGGGUGUGAGGGGCACCAAACAAUAGGCUUGAAGCCUGAAUAGAAUAAAAAGGGGAAGAAAGAAGACUCGCUUCCGUUUCUUUGGAGAAGCUCCAUCCUUCACCUUUGCCUUGGAUGGCCAUCUCCUGACUUCCAAGACAGAUUCUUCAGCCUUCCAUCAUAGAUCCUUCAGCUUCCUAAUACCUACCUGCACAGGAGUCUACAGUGAGGUCCAGGCCUUUGACUUCUGACUGGAUCCUUCAGGUCUCCAGUGCACACACAGCCUGGACUCUUCCACACCUGACUCUGCAGGAGGCCAUUGCUAUUGGGCAGAAUCAGAAGAGAUUUAUGUGAAUGCCCUAAUAACACCCUAUGAAGCAUACAACCCGAAAACCAGGGACCUCUACAAUGGAUUCACCAGUUAGCGUGGAAUCAUAUUUUGCAAAUAAACAGCUUUUGGAGUCUGGGGCACCUGUGGAAAAGGUACACAAUCAUCUACACCUCUGCUCAAUUUUAGUCUUUGGUCCCCCAUCGGUCCCCAGAGCAGGAUGGCUGGACAGGCCACACUGACGUCGCCAACACCGCAGCUGCCAGGCCGCCGGCGCCCUCCCCCUCGCCUGGCGUUUUAGGGGAGGGAGGGGGUGCUCAGCAGAGGGGCCAGGGAGGACGAGCGCCAGGCUGUGUCCCCUCCCCGCUCCAUCCUCAGGAGGGCAUCGGCCCCGGAUUAGGACGACAGUUCUCCCAAAAACAGGUGGCGAGAAUUUAGGGAACCUGCACACGAACAACCAGGCAAGGGAACCGGACCCCUGCGUAGUGCGCACUCGGGAACAUGCAGGGCGCGCGCGCGCGCGCGCGCGAUGCUCCACACAAGGAUCACAGCCGCAGGUGGCGCGGCCACGCGCAGCGGGGGAUGCGCACCCCGUGGAGGAGGGCAGUGACGCGAGGGGUCCCCCCACCUCCACGGAGGCCCGGAGCAGCCACGCCGCCCCCGGGGAAGGGGAGCAACGACACAAAGGGAACAAGCAAGGGACACACGGCCGUGCGCCCGCGCGCUCAGACCGAGGGGCCCGGUCGCCUAUCGGGGGUGUCACCCACGCACGGGCCAGGACCGGGUGUCCGGACAGCAGGGGUGCACGCGCGAAGGGGCGGCUCCGUCAGUCGCACCGUGCGACACCCGGGGACCCACCUCGCGAAGGGAUCAGCGGACAAGGGGAAGACACCCACUAGGGCAGACAAAAGCUGCCACACCCCCUCCGCGCAGACCCACGCGGACACAGCAGGCACCUCAGCGAGCGACACGCGCGAUGCGCGCACACCCACACUCACCACACACCCACGGAGGGGGUGUGGAAGACCCGCUCCCCGGGCAUCUCGGCUGCGGCGGGACAGGGUGACACGUCUGGGAGCCCUGCCGCGCUCAGGGUGUCCGUCCACUCACCCGGGCCGGCAGCCCGCGAGCCUCGGACGCUGGCAGCAGCCGCCACCGCCUCCGGGGCCCCGAGUGAGCUGCACUGUGGGAGGGAGCGGGAGGCCGGUGCGUCACGUGGGCGGGCAGCGCGCAUGCGCACUCGCCGCCGCCCGCCCCCACGCUAGCUGUUCCGCGGCUCCCAGCGAGGGUCGCGCUGCGCCAGUGCCUGGGCGGUGGGCGGGGGCGGUCGUCUUGCCUCGGCCGCCCCCUCGGUUCUGCUGCAACCCCCUACUGCGUGUUCCAGGCUGA
This is a messenger RNA of Heterocephalus glaber (naked mole-rat), 2897 nucleotides long. The record is from RefSeq and is a predicted model, not a curated record. Lineage: Eukaryota; Metazoa; Chordata; Mammalia; Rodentia; Bathyergidae.